UGCUCCGCACAGCAACAAUCCCUAACGGCCUAACCCCUAGGAGAGCUUCCACACGCGCGCGCCACAGCACGCUAGUUCUUGCUCCACGGAUCUGCGCCGCCGCCAGAUUGUUCUGCUUCUGCCGCUAGGCUGCCAAACAAGGAGGCUAACGAGAUGGUGGUUGGGGAGCAGGACUACUACUAUUCUAGUUCCGACUCCGACGACGAGGACGUCAGCCGCUACGUGUUCCUCGCACGGCAGCCCGUGCCCGUGGGCCGCCACCACCCGGAGGAGGACGAUCGAGACGCGAGCUUUGCGAAUGAUGACGACGACGGUGAUGGUGGCGAUGGAACGGCGGGGGAGGAGGAAUCGGAAGGAGGCGUCUGUAGGAGGAAGAAGAGGCCUCUCCUGGAGAUCUUGGACGACGACGCCCCGCCGCCGACCAAGAAGGCCCAGGUCGAACUGAUCAUCGCGUCGCCGCUGGCGACGCAGACGCCACCGAGCGGUUCGGAGUCGAACUUAGCGUCCCCGCCUUUGGCCGGGGAGUCCGGGAGCGAGGGGAGCCACGAGCAUCGCGCUCCAAGAGAGCAAGGAAGGGCCAAGAACGCGACAAAGAACCAGCGGGGCGCGUGCGGCAAGCGAGGCAGGAGUUCGGGCUGCGAUGUGGAUGGCGACCGGGACGCGCAUCGGCACGCUGUGGCGGUGGCGGCAAAGACUGGCGCGUCGUCCAGCGCAACCUCGGGGCGCUUCACCUUCACCUGCAGCCUAUGCGACAGGUGCUUCGAUAGCCAUCAGGCGCUCGGGGGACAUGUCCUUGGACACCACCGGAAGAGAGCCAAGAUCGCCAUUGCCGCAGGAGCAGUUCAUGACGUCGUCGAUGACAAGGUCCAUGGCAAGGGCAAGGGCGGCGUUGGGGAGCCCGUGUUUGCAGGAAGCCAUGACAUCGCUGUAUCAUCAGGCCAUGGCUUCACAUAUGGCAACUCCAGAAGCGACAAGAAGAUGGACAUUGGCACGGCAAGCCCCAACCGAAAGGUCGUCGUCGCUGGAACGUGCCGCGAGGGUGCCAAUGGCAACGGCAACGGCCACGGUGACGGCUGCAGGACGCGGUACAAGUGCAAGGUGUGUGGAACGGAAUGCCUCACAGGGCGCGCGCUCGGUGGCCAUAUGGGGAAGCACCAGAAGCGACUACCAGUCGGUGGUGGUGGCAAGGCAGACAGGUCGCCUAGUCCAGCGACGCGGACGACGACUGCCAGACCUUUGGCGCAGCUGUUCGGCGCCGAGAGGUUGCAGAGAGAGAUAAGACCUAGUUGAAUAGUUCAUGCAACCGUGCGACGAAAUUUACUAAUUGUGAAAUUUCAGGAUUUCUUAGCGAU
This is a messenger RNA of Zea mays, 1352 nucleotides long. RefSeq lists its product as uncharacterized. The coding region runs from base 154 to 1290 and encodes 378 amino acids. The transcript has a single exon. The record is from RefSeq and is a predicted model, not a curated record. NCBI's taxonomy places the organism in Eukaryota, Viridiplantae, Streptophyta, Magnoliopsida, Poales, Poaceae.